Daktulosphaira vitifoliae (grape phylloxera) is the source of this 894-nucleotide messenger RNA. RefSeq lists its product as uncharacterized. The record is from RefSeq and is a predicted model, not a curated record. Gene Ontology annotation, molecular function: peptidyl-prolyl cis-trans isomerase activity. Gene Ontology annotation, cellular component: intracellular membrane-bounded organelle. Gene Ontology annotation, biological process: protein peptidyl-prolyl isomerization. NCBI's taxonomy places the organism in Eukaryota, Metazoa, Arthropoda, Insecta, Hemiptera, Phylloxeridae. The transcript has 5 exons. The coding region runs from base 123 to 842 and encodes 239 amino acids.
UAUUUUAAUUAUGUGUAAUUCUAUAGUACGUUUGCUGAAGCCAUACCCAGCACGUAUGUACUGAUUCCUAAUAGUCGUAUGACUAUUAGUUGUUGUCAUUUUCGAAACACCGUUUGAUCAAAAUGAUUCGAAUUUGGCUGCCGUUUUUGUGUUAUAAUGUAUUCUUCCGAGCAACGGCCCUUCAGACGUUCGAAGUAACGGACACCGGAUACUUUGACUUGGAAGUCGCUGGUAAGCAAAUUGGAAGAAUGGAAAUAGGUUUAUUCGGACGAUUGGCUCCCAAGACUGUGGAAAACUUUAUAACAAUACUCACAAAAGGUAUCGAUGGACAGACGUAUGUCGGCACCAGAUUUCACAGAAUCCUUAAAGGACUUGUGAUUCAAGGUGGAGAUAUUGUUAAUAACGAUGGAAGUGGUUCAAUAAGUAUUUACGGAGACACGUUUCCAGAUGAAAUACUGACAAUAAACCACACAGAAAUGGGAUUCGUAGGCAUGGCCAAUUCGGGACCAGAUACAAAUGGGUGUCAGUUUUAUAUUACAACUAAACCAUUAUCAAGGUUGGACGGAAAACAUGUUGUUUUUGGAAAAUUGGUCAACGGACUGGAUAUAUUGUACAAAAUUGAACACCUUCCGACCGAUGCUAUUGGACGGCCUAACAUGGAAAUCCGUAUUAAAAGUUGUGGACUCCUAGAGAAAAAACCUCCUUACACCAUAACAGAUCAUUCGAAUAAAUUAGAACUUUGGAAAUGGAUUAAGGCAUCAUCAAUUCCUCUUACAAUGUCUACAUUAAUUUUAGGACUGUUUCAAUGGAUGAUUAUUCAGAUGAAUAAAGUAAUAAAUUGACUUUAUGAAUGAUGCUAUACAAAAAAAUAAAUAAAUAUUUAUUUACUUUAUC